This is a messenger RNA of Thyridium curvatum, 624 nucleotides long. RefSeq lists its product as uncharacterized. Gene Ontology annotation, biological process: translation. Gene Ontology annotation, cellular component: cytosolic large ribosomal subunit; ribosome. The transcript is spliced from 2 exons. Gene Ontology annotation, molecular function: structural constituent of ribosome; RNA binding. Bases 1 to 624 code for a protein of 207 amino acids. NCBI's taxonomy places the organism in Eukaryota, Fungi, Ascomycota, Sordariomycetes, Thyridiales, Thyridiaceae. The record is from RefSeq and is a predicted model, not a curated record.
AUGGAAUUCUCCCCCGGUGAUGAGGACGAGGAUUUGCGAUGGAUAUUUUUGAACGAGGACUGCGAUCUGACUUGUGUUUUUCUCUCUCACUUCCAGGCCGGAAAGAAGGCCAGCCGUCGUGUCGCCCGCCGCACCAAGGCCGCCGCGGUUGCCCCCCGUCCCACCGACCUGCUCAGGCCCGUUGUCCGAUGCCCGACCAUCAAGUACAACCGGAGAGUCCGUGCCGGCCGUGGCUUCACCCUCACUGAGCUGAAGGCUGCUGGUGUCCCCCGUCUCCUGGCUCCCACCAUCGGCAUUGCUGUCGACGCCCGCCGCCAGAACCUCUCCGAGGAGUCUCUCGCCCGCAACGUCGAGCGCCUCAAGGCCUACAAGGCCCGCCUGCUCGUCUUCCCCAAGAAGGGCAAGAAGCCCGCCGUCCCCGAGAACGCCACCAAGAGCAUCGCCGCCGCCCUUCCCUUCGACGCUCUCGCCACUGGCGUCUCGGAGAUCAAGAAGUCCGAGAUCGCCAAGUCCGAGGGCAGCCAGUUCACCAAGCUCCGCAUUGCCCGGUCCAACGCCAGGCUGCAGGGCAAGCGUGAGAAGCGGGCGAGAGACGCCGCCGAGGAGGAGAAGGCCAAGAAAUAA